Phaethon lepturus (White-tailed tropicbird) is the source of this 1427-nucleotide messenger RNA. It is a transcript of the gene ISM1, whose product is annotated as isthmin 1, angiogenesis inhibitor. The transcript is spliced from 6 exons. Bases 1 to 1272 code for a protein of 423 amino acids. The record is from RefSeq and is a predicted model, not a curated record. Gene Ontology annotation, biological process: negative regulation of angiogenesis. NCBI's taxonomy places the organism in Eukaryota, Metazoa, Chordata, Aves, Phaethontiformes, Phaethontidae.
AUGGGUCUGUGUGCCAACACACUCACUGCAGAUGACCAUUCUCCUGAAGACAGCUUCACCCUGAACCCCGAGGACAGAAGAGAAUACCCCGAUCUCCAGGCAGCCCACCGGCCAUUCCCGAAGCAGCGCUUCAGGCAGGAAAAUGGGCAUACGUCCUUGCAAAGAGAUGGACCCAGAUCUUUCCUUCUGGAUCUCCCAAACUUCCCUGACCUGUCAAAAGCGGAUAUCAAUGGGCAGAAUCCCAACAUUCAGGUUACCAUCGAAGUGGUGGAUGGCCCUGACACCGAGACGGACAAGGAUCUGCAGAAAGAGAGCAGCAAGCCUAGCUGGCCAGUCCCGUCACCCGACUGGAGAAACUGGUGGCAGAGGUCCUCCACCUUGACUCGCAUGAGCAGCGGCGACCAGGACUACAAGUAUGACAGCACUACUGAGGACAGCAACUUCCUAAACCCUCUUGGUGGGUGGGAUAGUCACGCACCCAGUCACCGGACAUUUGAGUCCAAGGAGCAGCCAGAGUACGAUUACAUUGACGGUGAGGGAGACUGGAGCCCGUGGUCCCUUUGUAGCGUCACCUGCGGGAGCGGCACCCAGAAGCGGACGAGAUCCUGCGGGUACGCCUGCACUGCCACCGAGUCGCGGACCUGCGACAGGCCCAACUGCCCAGGGAUCGAAGAUACCUUCCGGACAGCUGCCACAGAAGUGAGUUUACUUGCGGGAAGUGAAGACUUCAACGCUACCAAACUGUUUGAAGUUGAUACUGAUAGCUGUGAAAGAUGGAUGAGCUGCAAAAGCGAGUUCUUGAAGAAAUAUAUGCACAAAGUGGUCAACGAUCUCCCCAGCUGCCCAUGCUCCUACCCCAGAGAAGUUGCAUACAGCACUGCUGAAAUCUAUGAUCGAAUUAAGAGGAAAAACUUCCGCUGGAAAGAUGCAAGUGGUCCCAAGGAAAAACUGGAGAUCUAUAAGCCCACUGCACGAUACUGCAUCCGCUCCAUGCUCUCUUUGGAAAGCACAACGCUUGCAGCGCAGCACUGCUGCUAUGAUGAUAAUAUGCAGCUGAUUACCAGGGGGAAAGGGGCAGGUACACCAAACCUGAUCAGCAUCGAAUUCUCAGCAGAACUCCAUUACAAAGUGGACAUUCUGCCCUGGAUUAUAUGCAAGGGGGACUGGAGCCGAUACAAUGAAGCACGGCCUCCGAACAAUGGGCAGAAGUGUACAGAAAACCCUUCAGACGAAGACUACUACAAGCAAUUUCAGGAAGCAAGGGAAUACUGAGAAGAUUUUCCUCUUCUUCAGACACACAACAGCAUUCCUUUCCUGGAUGCCAGAGAACUGAUAAGGGCUGCUGCAUUGUUUCCUUGACAGGGGUUGAUUGAUCAGUUUCUUCCUAAUGAAUGUAUAUAGUUGUAAUAUAAUACAUAAGUAUUUUU